UUGCACAACCAAAACAUUAAAACAAAUCUGAAUUAGAAAAUGAAGAAGCAAGCUGGUUCAAGUGUCGUCUUAAUUCUCCUUUGCUUUGUUUAUAUAUUCGCAAGCGUUGAAGCUCAAACUUGCAGGCCUAGUGGGACAAUAAGAGGGAAAAAUCCUCCGCCUGGGCAAUGCAACACUGAAAACGAUUCUGAUUGUUGUAAAGUUGGGAAGCUCUACACAACAUAUAAAUGUUCACCGCCCGUUUCGAGCCGUACAAAAGCAACGUUAACGCUUAACAGUUUUCAGGCGGGUGGGGAUGGUGGCGGCCCGUCGGAAUGCGACAAUCAAUAUCAUUCAGAUGAUGACCCUGUGGUGGCACUUUCAACUGGGUGGUUUAGUGACAAAAGGAGGUGCUUGAAGUAUAUUAACAUUUAUGGUAAUGGAAGAAGUGUUAGGGCUAAGGUGGUUGACGAAUGCGAUUCAACGAUGGGAUGCGAUUCGGACCAUGAUUAUCAGCCUCCUUGCCCUAACAACAUCGUUGAUGCCUCCAAAGCAGUUUGGAAGGCUCUCGGAGUUCCUGAAAGUAAUUGGGGCGGCAUGGAUAUCUACUGGUCAGACACUUGCAGGCCUAGUGGGACAAUAAGAGGGAAAAAUCCUCCGCCUGGACAAUGCAACACUGAAAACGAUUCUGAUUGUUGUAAAGUUGGGAAGCUCUACACAACAUACAAAUGUUCACCGCCAGUGUCGAGCCGUACAAAAGCAACGUUGACGCUUAACAGUUUUCAGGCGGGUGGGGAUGGUGGCGGCCCAUCAGAAUGCGACAACCAAUACCACUCAGAUGAUGACCCUGUGGUGGCACUUUCGACGGGGUGGUUUAACGACAAAAAGAGAUGUUUGAAGUAUGUUAACAUUUAUGGUAACGGAAAAAGUGUGAGGGCUAAGGUGGUUGACGAAUGUGAUUCAACGAUGGGAUGCGAUUCGGACCAUGAUUAUCAGCCUCCUUGCCCUAACAACAUCGUUGAUGCCUCCAAAGCAGUUUGGAAGGCUCUCGGAGUUCCUGAAAGUAAUUGGGGCGGCAUGGAUAUCUACUGGUCAGACACCGAUUAA
Molecule: messenger RNA, 1086 nt
Organism: Hibiscus syriacus
Lineage: Eukaryota; Viridiplantae; Streptophyta; Magnoliopsida; Malvales; Malvaceae
Exons: 2
Coding region: 40-1086 (348 amino acids)
Source: RefSeq, a predicted model, not a curated record